UCGCUUGUGGAGAACAUCGCUCUACUCAGGCGGUUGUGUCGAUCGUGGCUCUCUCCAAUUAGAGAUCCUGGCCUAACCAUGGCGGAGAAGGCUCAGAAGAGUGUGAAGAUUGCUCCAGGAGCAGUUGUGUGUGUAGAAAGUGAAAUCCGGGGAGAUGUAACUAUAGGACCUAGGACAGUGAUCCACCCUAAAGCACGAAUUAUUGCUGAGGCCGGGCCAAUUGUGAUUGGUGAAGGUAACUUAAUAGAAGAACAGGCGCUUAUCAUAAAUGCUCACCCUGAUAAUAUCACCCCUGACACUGAAGAUCCAGAACCCAAACCUAUGAUUAUUGGUACCAAUAAUGUGUUUGAAGUUGGCUGUUAUUCCCAAGCCAUGAAAAUGGGAGACAAUAAUGUUAUUGAAUCAAAAGCAUAUGUAGGCAGAAAUGUAAUAUUAACAAGUGGUUGCAUCAUUGGGGCUUGUUGCAACCUGAAUACAUUUGAAGUCAUCCCCGAGAAUACGGUGAUCUAUGGUGCAGACUGCCUUCGUCGGGUGCAGACUGAGCGACCACAGCCCCAGACACUACAGCUGGAUUUCCUGAUGAAAAUCUUGCCAAACUACCACCACCUUAAGAAGACUACGAAAGGAAGCUCAACUCCAGUUAAGAACUGAGAACAGUAUAUGAAAGGAUAACACUUUGUCUUUUGAAAGAGCUGAAGUUGUUGAUAACACUCUUAGCAGUUCAUGGAACCUGUUGACUUUCUUUUGUAAAUUGAGUUUUGAAGAAAGUAAUAAAUAGAUUUUCAUUGUAACUGCCCCCUAUAAUUUAUAUAAAAUGUGUUAUUUUCCUAUAUCUUCACUCCUUUUAUGAUAAUUUACAAGUUUGUUUUUUUGUUAUAUAAAAUGUUAGCCAUAAAUUUUAGCUAUAUAUAAAAACUACCCAUCGUAAAGAGCAUAUUAUUGUGUAUUUCUAGUCUGGUAUACACUGAACUAAAUAAAAAUGUUGAUA
Molecule: messenger RNA, 988 nt
Organism: Condylura cristata (star-nosed mole)
Lineage: Eukaryota; Metazoa; Chordata; Mammalia; Eulipotyphla; Talpidae
Gene: DCTN6
Product: dynactin 6
Exons: 7
Coding region: 79-651 (190 amino acids)
Biological process (GO): mitotic spindle organization
Cellular component (GO): dynactin complex
Molecular function (GO): dynein complex binding
Source: RefSeq, a predicted model, not a curated record